Messenger RNA from Rotaria sp. Silwood2, 1569 nucleotides. Lineage: Eukaryota; Metazoa; Rotifera; Eurotatoria; Philodinida; Philodinidae. The record is from the annotation of a GenBank genome assembly.
AUGGUUGAAGAAGCUGCUCAAACAAAAUAUGAACAAUUACAAACAUUAGCAUGUUGCCUUCCCAUUAAUGAACUUAUCCUUGCAUUUAAGUGUAAGAAAAAAAAAUUCGAAAAGCUCUCAAAAUUGGCAAUCUAAAGCAAGCCAUCGCCACUGAAUAUCCAUAAGAAACUAUGCUGAGCUAAACAUGAUAGUUUCUGAUAGACAAAAUUAUCUGCGAAAACUUUGUUAAGUGUCUUCCAAAAAAUACUAACUGCUUGCAGUUUCAAAAGCAAUUGACAUUCUGAGAGAGAAGCGAAAUGAAUUUUUCCAGAUGAGAUCAUUAGAUAAGAAUAUAUUCUUAUACCUUACAUAAAUUCUUACUAUAAUAUAAUAUUCUCAUGUGAUCUUACCCUUCGUUACGAUCUGGUAUGAUCUUAUUAAGAAAUAAUAUAUCUUAUCCAGCAGUAAUACGUUAUAUAAUCGUAUAAUGUGACUUGAUGCAAUUAUUUGAGGCGUACUAUGUUCACAGGCGUUAGUUUUAAUUUUUUCCCAUCAUACAAGAUCAGCCAACGAAUUUCGAACUUAUGAUCAUCUAUUCAUUGGGUCGAAUUUUUACGUCUGAAAGUAUUCAAGGAAUCAAUUUUUCGGGAAAAUUAUUCUCAUUACAUGAAACUUAAAGAGAAAAUCAUUUCUGUCAGUUGAAGAUAGGACGAAUAUGUUACGAUCUCGAUGUCUAUAUCACAAGUAAUCAUCAUAUCGACAAGGAGAUACAUCUGUAGCGUAAAGUAUUCAACACAAUAAGAUUAAAAAAAGAAAAAUUUCCUGAAUUAAAACUUUGAUAUGUGUAAUUUAGUGUCAUGUAUGCUUGUAUAGAUGUGAUAUAAUUUUUCUUAUUCCACAUAUCACUUUUAAUAUUAACUUUGUUUCUAUUUAAUUCCUAUAAAACAAAAAAAAGUGAUGUCAAAAUAAUUCGUCUAAUGCUCAUAUAUAAUCUAAUGAAUCUCGUCUUUAUUUAUUAUUUAGAACCAUACAAUAAGUCCGUAACAAUCUUUCUCCACAACAAUUCGUGGUUUCUUAUUUAGCCGUAAAGCGAGAAUGUUGCUUCGUAGUUGUUUAAAGAAUAAAUACUGUUGUGGAUGUGUUACGUCAAAAUUGUAAAUUUUUUGAUAAUAUUUACAUCGAAAAGAGAAGCAAAAAUCAGAGACCAUUGAUGCCGUCUCUGCCAAGUUUUGACAACUUAUAUAAUCUGGUGGAAUAAUCAUACCAUAUAAAAGUAUACGUAACGAAUUUAAGAACGAAAUAGUUGAGAGAGUUCUCAAAUGAGUUCAAUCAUUUCUUGCAAGAUGAAGAUGUUUAUAAUUAAGAGUAAUCGGAAUUGAUCGAAUAUAUCUUAAAUAAGACCGAUUAUUCAAUGAAUCAAAACUGUCUGUAAGAAUAAGAUGAUCAAAAAUUGUUAAAUUUCAAGAUAUCUGUUCAUUACAUUGUGAUAAAUGCAUACAAUGGGCUAUUUAAUUUCAGUCUGAAUUUAUCAAAUAAAAAUAAUACUUUAUUUCAAACUGAAACGUGAGUCUAGGAGUGAGGGGGGUGGGU